Messenger RNA from Peromyscus maniculatus bairdii (prairie deer mouse), 5723 nucleotides. RefSeq names its product centrosomal protein 162 (gene Cep162). The record is from RefSeq and is a predicted model, not a curated record. Gene Ontology annotation, biological process: cilium assembly. Lineage: Eukaryota; Metazoa; Chordata; Mammalia; Rodentia; Cricetidae. Gene Ontology annotation, cellular component: axonemal microtubule; centriolar satellite; centriole.
CAGCUUGUCGGAGGGCUCCCGUGUGUCACGUGACCUCACGUGACUCCCGGAGCCUGCCCGCCGGUGGAGGUCUGUUGCCCUGACAACAGCUGGCCUGCCGGGACUUUCCGGAAAGCGCGGGCUCCCGGUAGCAGCGUUUCCAGUGCCUUAAGUACUUUUAGGAUGCUUUCUGUGUGAAGUGAAAAUUACUAACUAUGGCUCACUAUUCCAAAGAAGAACUUGAUGAAGAAUUUGAACAAUUUAUGAAGGAGCUUUCAGAUGAUUCUUUUGAAAAUUCAAACAAAACACUUAGACAACCUAAAAAAGAAACGAAGAAGAAAGAUACAGUGCCGUGGUGGAUAACCGAAGAUGAUUUUGAUGAUGGACUGCUUGGGACAAAUGUGAGCUAUUUGAAGACAAAGAAGACGUCUCAGCCUAUUAUGGACUCAGAAGAGGAGUCUGCUGAGAAAGCUCAAUUUCUUAAGAGCAGUGGGACCUCCAUCUUAAGCGUUGACAGCCUAGAAGCCAAUGAGUUAGUCGUUUCUGAGCUCCAUCAUAGUACCCUGGGGCUGGGCUUGGACACAUUAGAAGAAGAAGAAGAGAAGGAGCAGUUCUUUGCCAGACUUGAAAAAGGCUUGACAUCUUCUAUUGAUUAUUCCAAAUUAAAUCAAGAACUGGAUUCUGAUGACUCCACACAGUUCAGAGCUUUACAUAGUUAUCACACUAACACAGAACCAGCUGAAGAUGGACAUGAGAAUGAAUCAGAACAUGAGGGACUGCCAGAAACAUACAGUGAUGAUUUUGAAGAUGCUGAGGAUGUUGAUGCACCUUUGAUUACUAAAGAUGAAGAGACCCAUCCCAAAGAAAACUCAGAGUCAGGAAAAGCGAAUGUCCCCACACAGGAGGAAGAGAAAACCGGCAUGCUGGCUAAUGUUGAGCUGCUCGAUUCUUUAGACUCCGUUGAGGAUGUUCACCUUCCUGAUCAAAAGAAAGCAGGCCUGAAAGCAAAGGCCCUCCCAGAAAUGACUGGUGGGGAGCUGACGGGAACAGGCGUUUCUUAUGGCCAGAGCAGUGGGGACACUGAAGCCCUGCACCAGGCUUACUGUCACGUAGCUCAUUCUCUGGGGGAUACAGACGAACCAAGAAUUGAGGCUAGCACUAUGGGAAACGUCAAGAACUCAGGAAAAGAUCAUCUUCAAGAAAAUGAAGAGUCCUCAAAGAACAUUUCUACCACAGAAUCUGAUCUGCCCACAGUAGAGGAGCUGAUGAAACCCAUCAGGAUAGACUCCUAUGGGGUCAGUGGCUUUGACUUGCCACCCAUCAGCCGUAAGAAUGCAGCUGAGAGUCAAGAAGGGGACUCUGUGAGCUCCAUACCCCUGAAGAUGCACGCACACACCGUGACUGAAGACCUCACCCUCAGGAGCCCGUUUCCCCACAAACCGGGUGAGAGUGCGGCUUUACACAGGACAGUGGGGGCCAGCGUGGGCGGCGGCUGUCCGGCAGCAGCUGGUAUGGAAGAGCGGUUGGACAAAAUGUACCUUGAGAUUUUGAGGAAAAAAACAGCUGCUAACCCUUCACUAUUACCUCAGGAUGACAAAACGAACCAGACUUCCAGGACUCGGCUCAGCACUGGGGAAGAGGGACCUGUAACCGGCAAACAAGUUCUGUAUAAGAAGGUCAGAAGUGCACCUCCUCUGCUUAAGAGAAAGCCACAGAGUGGACUGUAUGUUUCCACUCGGAGCUCAGGCUAUGGCAAACCCAGUUCUCCGCUCCAGUUACUUUCUGCUCUUGAAAAGAAAACUUCGAAGGACAAUACAAAAAGUAAAAACGUGAGGUCCAUUCCCACCUCAAAUCAGUUUAGGAGAAAAGAAAUAUUAUCUGGAACAAAACUCAUCAAGCCUGCAGCUUUGAAUAAACCAUCCCCCCAAAGUGAAGGUAGCCUAGCUACUCCUAAGAGGCCUGAAGAUGCCACAGCUGAUGCCUCUGACCAGUUUCAGACUGAGCCUUCAGGAUCCUCUGGUGGGAACAGAGAGAAAGAAUUGCUAAUGUUGAAAAGAGCUCAGGACGCAGAGGAAAAAUGGAGGGGUGCACAAGCCCUAAUUGAACAAAUUAAAAUUACAUUCUCAGAAAAGGAGAAGGAGCUGGAGAACGCGCUGGAAAAUCUAAAGAGACAGCAAAAAGAGGAGCUCUUCAAACUGAACCAAGAAAAUUACAUUCUUCAGGCCAAGUUAAGUAGCUUUGAAGAAACAAACAGAAAGCAGAGAUGGCUGCAGCUUGGAGAAACCUCGGAUCCCAUCACUGGAGAAAAACUGAAACAAAUCCAAAAAGAGAUACAGGAACAAGAGACGCUUCUUCAAGGAUAUCAGCAGGAAAAUGAAAGAUUGUAUAAUCAAGUAAAAGAUCUCCAGGAACAAAAUAAGAAAAACGAAGAGCGAAUGUUUAAGGAAAAUCAGAAUUUAUUUAGUGAGUUAGCCUCUUUAAAAGAACAGAUGCACAAGGAUCGUUUCCUGUCUCAAGUAGUUGAAAAUGCAGAACCCAUCAAAAACCAGAGUUUUACAGAACUGCUAGCAGAAUUACGGGUGGUACAGAAAGAGAAAAAUCAUCUGAUGGAAGACAUCAAAAGACUGAAGCAAGACAAACAAGCUCUGGAAGUGGACUUGGAAAAAGUGAAGAAAGAGAGGGACCAGGCCAAAGACCAGAUUGCUUAUGCCACAGGUGAAAAACUGUAUGAAAUAAAAAUCUUAGAAGAAACACAUAAACAAGAAAUCAGUCGUCUGCAGAAGCGGUUACAGUGGUACGCCGAGAACCAGGAGCUUCUAGAUAAAGAUGCAGCUCGUCUCCGAGAGGCCAAUGAAGAAGCGGAGAAGCUGAAACUCGAGAUUGAAAAACUGAAAACUGAGUCCGGGAGCCCAGCUGCGCAGCAGAGGUUACGCUCGAAGGAAAGAGCUCUGGAUGCCAAAAGAAUUCAGGACCUGGAGCGGCAGGUUAAAGAAAUGGAAGGAAUUCUGAAGAGAAGGUACCCCAACUCUUUACCUGCUUUGAUACUGGCUGCCUCGGCCGCUGGUGAUUCAGUAGACAGAAAUACAGUGGAGUUUAUGGAAAGAAGGAUAAAAAAGUUAGAAGCUGACCUGGAGGGCAAAGACGAAGAAGCCAAGAAAAGCCUCCGCACCAUGGAACAGCAGUUUCAGAAGAUGAAGAUCCAGUACGAGCAGCGGCUGGAGGAGCAGGAGCAGCUGCUUGCCCACAGACUGAAGGAAGCGCCACAGAACCAGCGCAACAGCUCAUCCAGGCUUAAGGCCCUUGAGACAGAACUUGGGGAGGUAAAGGAAGCCCAUCAGGUCACCGUAAGAAAGCUGGAAGCAGAAAUCGAUGUGCUUAAGCAUCAAAAUGCCGAGUUAGAACACAAGAAGAAUGGCAAGGAGGAUGAGGACCUCCAGUCCAUAGAAUUCCAGGUAGAGCAGGCGCAUGCGAAAGCAAAGCUGGCGAGACUCAACGAGGAACUGGCCGCCAAAGGGAGAGAGAUCCAAGACCUUUCGAAAACCGUGGAGAGGCUCCAGAAGGAGCGGAGGAUGAUGCUGUCCAGGCAGAGCCCCAGGAGCAGGGAGGAAACGUCCGCCAAAAGGCCAAAGAAAGAAGUUCUGAACCCACAUAGAGGGAAUGCAAAUUCCUUCCCUGGAACCCUAGAUGCCAAACUGUACCACCCACACACCUUUACUGACUCUGAUGUUUCAGAGGUUUUACAAGAAAACUACAGAUUGAAAACCGAACUAGAGGGAUUGGUCUUAGAGAGAGAUAAGCUGAAGAUGGACUCGGAAGCAGCAGUGUACCAAUUUGAAAACUCCAUGAGAAGGGUCAAGGACGACACUGCGGCACACAUCGCGUCCCUCAAAGAGUCUCAUCAGAGGGAAAUAGAGAAACUCCUUUGCCAGAAUGCAGUAGAAAACUCCUCUUCCAAAGUAGCUGAACUGACUCGAAAAAUCACAACUCAAGAGGUACUUAUAAAACAUUUCCAAGGUCAAGUUAAUGAGCUGCAGGGUAAACAAGAAUCCCUUGCACUUUCUCAAGUUCGAGAAGAAAUCCUACAGAAACAGAUUACAAAACUCUUGGAAGAAUUGAAAGAAGCCAAAGAAAACCACACACCAGAGAUGAAACACUUCAUGGGCUUAGAGAGGAAGAUCAAGCAGAUGGAGAUGAGGCAUAAGCAGAGGGAACAGGAACUCCAACAGAUAAUACAGCAAACACGGCAAGUAGUGGAGAGUGAGCAAAACAGGGAGGUCGAGAAGUGGAAGAGGCUGGCCCAGUUGAAGAACCGGGAGCUGGACAAGUUCCGCACGGAGCUCGACUCCAUGCUGGACGUUCUGCGGGAGCUGCACCGGCAGGGCGUGGUUGUGCCCGUCGUCCCUCUGGGGGAUGAAGUAAACACGGCCGAGUUUUAGUCGCAGCUGGGAUCCGAGUGACCCCAUGGGAAGACGGAUGAAAAUGAGCCACUGUCGGGGCAGCUUUUGAAAAAACGAGGCUCCGCUAGACAGGCGUGUGUGACGGCCAGAGCAGCAAUGCUAGUCAGAAUAAACUGCCCCGAACCGACAAGGGAAAGAACAUUUGUCAGUCACGGUGUGGUUUACUGGAAACGGUUAACUAAUCACAUUGGAGAUGACUCCACGAGCAGGUCCCAUCAUGUGGGAAGACCACAACUGGCAAGGUUUAUUGCCGAAGGGCUCGCUCCCAGGCCACAGCGGAGGGAGAGCGGGGCUUGUCCUCAGCCACAUUCCAUAGAUUAAAGGUGUGCUUUUCAUUAUCCGUAGGACAGGAGAGCGGCUCUUUCUCGUGAAAUGGGUGGAGGAAAGUGAGCUGCACGCGGGGACAGUCUCAUCAACUGCCCGCUGAGCCAUGGAGAGCUCAGUAAUUUAAAUGACAGCCGUAACUUCUGUACAGGGAAACAGCAGCAAGUUCGCUUGGGUUUUUGGACCUGAUAUAAAUUGACAGCUAAUGGCACAGUUUGAUGUAUCCAUUCCUAGGCCAGGUCUAGUAAAUGGCAGUCCUAAUUUUUGGCAGCUCUAAAAUUAUAAACAAUAUAAGAAGUUUUACCUUUUCUGUUGAAAAAGAAAUACUAUGUACAUUAGAAAAAAUAAAAUAGCUCUAGCUUACCUUACAAUCCCAUUUUUUUAAAAGCGGAUCGGAAACGUGUGAGAUGAUGGUAGACCAAAGCUGCAGCCAGUUUGCCUUCAAGGGUCUCUCCCAGUCUGCCUUACAGCCCCUUGCUGGAGAGCAUGCUGUUCAUGAAGACAUGCUUGGUGUCUGUCCUGGGUGCUCCUAAUCAUCCAGAACACCUGGUUGCUCUUAGUAGCCCUGGGGAGCAUAAGAGCUACAUAGUACAUUUUAAUUUUUAGUCACAAGAAACUGUGAGCUAAAUCUUUAGAAUAUAUUUUACAUUAAUAACACAUUUCGAUUUGGACUACAUUCCAGCUGCAUGUGCCAGUAAAUGCAAUUCUGAGGUAAUACUUGCAAAGUAGAACAUUUCAUAAGGGACAGGUGAGCAAGUCUAGUGAAGUCAUGAGCAAAGGCUGUGAAGGGUGUGUGUGUGUGUGUGUGUGUAGAACCCGUUAAAUACAAGUGUAAUUACCGUCUUAAUGCCAACAUUCUGUAGUGUGUUUUUUUUCUGAGAGGGGAGUAAAAAAGCAUAUCAUUUUCAAUUUUUUCUUGUACAACAUUUCAAAGUUAUAAUACAAAUAAUUUAUUUUAUUAUU